Messenger RNA from Stegodyphus dumicola, 4875 nucleotides. RefSeq lists its product as uncharacterized. NCBI's taxonomy places the organism in Eukaryota, Metazoa, Arthropoda, Arachnida, Araneae, Eresidae. The record is from RefSeq and is a predicted model, not a curated record. Gene Ontology annotation, molecular function: muscle alpha-actinin binding; actin binding. Gene Ontology annotation, biological process: heart development; actin cytoskeleton organization; muscle structure development. Gene Ontology annotation, cellular component: adherens junction; stress fiber; Z disc.
AUUUAAUUUCCAUUUUUAGUGAAAUCUCCAACACCUGGAGCAGGAACGACAUCUCCCUUCUUCAGGCCAUCAAAAAUUCCGCCCUCUGUGCCACCGAAGCCGACUCCAGCAGUUAAUACGAACGUUCCGUUUACUCCGAAGACGCCAAAAACGCCUCCACCUUCCGAAGGACCAGCACUGGGACAGUGCUCAGACUGCGGUAGAAGUGUCACCGGACACUGUGUCAAUUUGAAUGACAGAAUCUUACACGAAGAGUGCUUCAAAUGUAGUACAUGUGGCUGUUGUUUGAAAAAUGUUGGAUUUCACUGCAUCAAUAAUAAAUUAUACUGUGACAUGCAUGCUAAGCUAGCAGCAAGAGUGAUCGCAUCCAAUGCCCCGGGUGCUGCUCCAGCAUUCGCCCCUGCUGCACCAGCACCUGCGCCAAAACCCGUGCAAGCCCCGGUGGCCCCUCCAAAGCCUGUCCAGGCUCCAGCAGCUCCAUCGAUGCCGACUCAAGCACCAAAACCCUUGACACCGCAACCAGCCGUUGUUCCUCAUCUGCCUUCCAGCAUUCCUCACUCGAUUCCAACGCCGUUCGGACAAAGUCUGGGAAAUUUACCGCAUUCACCGAGUUCUUCAGGUGGCCUGGCCUUCAGAAGUAUUUCACCGCAACCUUUUAAGAGAAUUUCGGGAGAUUUUCACAAGGUCACCGCCCCAACAAGUCCAACACCAGGAUCUUCUCCGGCUCCACCACCUCAAUAUACAUCUGGACCCCUGCCGUUUGAAAUGAAACCCUACAUGCCACCUGACCACGCAAGAUCGCCUUUAUUCGGUGGCUCAUCCGAAGUUUCUCACACUGAAAUUUCCCACACGACUCAAAUAUCUCAAGUAACUCAGAAAACGACGCAGAUCACGCAGCAGGUUUCUCAGUCGAGUCAGUCUCAAUAUUCCGUUGACUACAAGCAAGUCAUCGGAGGACAGCAAAAAACUAAAUUUGUAUGGCCUCCUCCCAAACCUCAGUUCGAAGUAGAUGGAGGCGUCACUACUCCAUCAUCCACUGGUCAAAAUUAUUCCCCACUAGUCACUCAAUCCACCCCUACAGCCUCCACCCAACUCCCGAAAAGCGAAUCCUUACCUUCUUUCAGAUCAGUGCAGCCACCCCAGCAACAAUCCCAGCCGGAAAAACCGAGUGAGCCAGAGACAGUGAAGGCCCCGACACCCCCAAGUAUGUUCACUACACCAGCUGCUCCUCAUGAAGAGCCUCCUAAGCCAGAAGUAGCACCUGCUCCAGAACCAGUGAAGGAGGCUCCGGCUCCUGCUCCAGCGCCGUCAGGUCCUCAGGCCCAGAGCUUCGCUCCCGUUCUGCCACCCAUCGUAGAUCUAAAACCGACCCCCACACCAGCUCAGCCCGGAGUACCGACUGGAGCAGGAUCGAAACCUGCUCCUAAGAAGGGACGUGGCCAGCUGAUGAAGGAGCAAGCGCCGGGAAGGAUACCUAUCUGCGCAGAUUGUGGAGAUCCAAUCAGAGGUCCCUUUAUCAUUGCUCUCAACCGUACGUGGUGUCCAGAUCACUUCCAUUGCAACAACCUGCACUGCAAGACGCAUCUAAUCGACAUCGGCUUCGUAGAGGAGCAAGGUCAGCUGUAUUGCGAGCGCUGCUACGAAGCCUUCUUGGCUCCCAUCUGUAAUAAGUGCAAUGUUCGAAUCAAAGGGGAUUGCUUGAAUGCUUUGGACAAACAAUGGCAUCCAGAGUGCUUCAUAUGCGCCUAUUGCAAGAAACCUUUUGGCAACAAUUCUUUCUACCUUGAAGACGGGCUUCCCUACUGCGAGAAAGAUUGGAACGAGUUGUUCACGACCAAAUGUGUAGCCUGUGGUUUCCCGAUCGAGGCAGGAGACCGAUGGGUAGAGGCCCUAAACAACAACUACCAUUCUCAAUGCUUCAAAUGCAGUACCUGUGGCAAGAAUCUGGAAGGACAGAGUUUCUACGCCAAGGGUGGCAAACCAUUUUGUAAACAACACGCGCGAUAAGCUGUCAUAGAAAAAGAUAAAGAUGGAUUUGAAACUAUGUCUUCAUAAUAAUUUACAAUAUAUGUUCAAAGAUGAAGAAAACAGUUCGAUCCAUGUAAACAAAUGUAUGUCUUGUUUUGGCAUUUCUGAAAUCUAAACUGGAAAAGAGUGACAAUAUAAUAAUUGAUUUUAAAAUCUCACUUUCUUCUUUGUGUUUUCCAUUUCGAAAGAUAAAUCUAUGUCACAAAUUUUCAAAUAGUAAUUUUUUAAAAUGGUGUUUUGAAGUCUGGGAAACUUUAAUAGUUAUAAUGUGAUACUGCUGUAUUUUUUAACACACAGGAAGAAUUCAAUCCGUCAGCUUGGAAAAAUGAUCUGCUCGGAAUUAUCAGAGGACCAGUUUAUUCAGUGACUUUAGUAUUAAUAGGUGAGAUAAGUGAUUGAUGAUUUCGAUAGAACUGUGUUUAGUUAAUAAACAAAAAAUAUUAUUGAUUUCACCUAUGAUCUAGUUGAAUGGAAUAAUUUUAAAAAUUGGAAUGGUUGCAUACUUGCAAAGCCUGUCACUUUUCAGUUAUUUUUAUGUCAUGCAAUGCAUCUUUCACAGAGUUUUGAAGCUGUUUUGUACGCUCUUCAAAGAAGCUGUUUGGUUAUGUGCGUAUUCAGUUUUCCUGUUUUACAUAAUACUGGAGAACAUCUUGAGUCUGUAUCUGGAUAAAACAGGGAUAUGGCAGAAAAUCACUCCCAUAUACACGAACAGGUAUUGUUCUCCAUACUGCCAGAAAAAACCUGGCCCAACAUUUCAGAGACUGAGAUCCCUUUGCACUGUAAAAUCGUAACGGUAAUUCUAUAUUCCAUGUACUAAGCCAUUUCUCGCUUGCUUUCACAGACGGCAAAUCCGGUGGUCACGAUCCAGCUUCCUGUGCGUUAUUAGUGCGUAUGUGAUGAGCGUAAAGUCUACUGCAUUCACAUUCGUUGAAUUCGUUGAAGUUGAAAUCUCCGUCAGUUUAUAUCAUAUUUGAGUACUGUAGUACAUUGACCUUUACAAGAAAUGUAUUUCGUGCCAAUUAAAGGAAAUGGACUAAUAAUAGAAAUUAUAGAUCUUUUUCAAGUUCAUUCUUAAAAGAUCUGAAAACAAAUAAUGAAAAUCAUUAAAAAAUACAAGACAAGCCUGUUCAACUAUUAACUCUCUCUCCUCUGCACAAAUCAAUUCAUUUCAUUCUUCGCGCAGACUAGAAACAUUUUAUUAAGUUAUUGGGUGGUAAAUGUAUAGGUUACUGCCCGAAUUGCCUUUUAUAGAAUAAAAUUAUACCGAUUACACUUUUAUUGCGUCAAACUUAUUGUCCGAAAGCUGCCAUAUACAAACAAGUAAAAUUUUCUUUCAGUUACUGAUGGUAUUUUAAAAAAAUGAAUAAAUAAAUUCAAAAUAAAAAGGUGAUUAUUUAAUAUGCCUUCGAUAACCUGAUCAUGGUUUAACAAAUAAAUAUUUAAAAAUAAAGUAAAUAUCUGAUUAUUUAAUGCAUUUAACUAAUUGAAAGGACUUGGUAAGUCAUUUAAUAAUCAGUUAUUUUUUGUAAUUUUUUCGUAAUUUAAUUUAUAAUAACAAUUAAUGCUCGGUAAAAUAACAUAAAGUUUAUUAAAUUUAAUGGAGACAAAACUAACUAGAAGAGGAUGAUAAAAGAAUUUUUAGAAAUGUAACUUUCCCAGACUAGAAGUGAGCAGUUGAUUCAGUAUUCAGUUAUGUCUCUUUAUUUGGUUGUACUAAAUAUGAAAAAAUAAAAAUGAAUGUUGUAAAGAAUACUAGUUUCAUUAAUUUGCUUUUGUGCAUUGAACCGCUGCUGUUUCAGAACUCUAAUCGGAGAAAUGAAAUGAGUUUGUCUUCGAUGGCAUCCAUUUGGAAAUAUGAGCUAUUCAUUCAAGAAAAGAACACCGAAAGAGAUUCUUUCGGUCUUCUUUUCUUGAAUGUUUUACAGUGCAAAGUUGGCGAAAUUUUGAAAAUAAUUUUUUAAUAAAUAAAUUCAGCGUUUCCGGGCUAGUGUUUCAUGAUCAUUGUUAUCAAAUGUCAGGCUUUUAGAGAACAUGUCCUCCUCUUUCAUCAUUAUCUAGGCAUUUUUAAAACGUAUGGAAAUAUUCAUACAUAAUUAAUUGCAUGGUCACUCAAAAAGUAAUUUUAAUUAAUAGUAAAAUGUUUCUAAGAUCAUAUUGUACGUACCUACGUACAACAUAUACUCUGGUUUAGUAAAAUGUGUGGUCUCUAACUAUUUCUUUCAUAUAAAAUAGCUUUCUUUUAUUAGCUUUCAUUGUAUUCUGUAAUUUGCAAUUUGAGAUUGGACUGUCUUGCUUAUUUCCGAAAAAUAUGCGCUACGAUUUUACAAUAUUAUGCUUAAUUUAAAAUCCUUUAAAACUACGUGAUACUGUGGCAAAACUAAUGAAGUCUGAAGUCCAAAACUAAUGAGUCCGAAGUCGUCAUUGUUGUGUUUACAGAAGCUUUUUGCUAUCAUCCAUGUAGUCUCGCAAAUACCCAUUUCUUAACGUACUGCUUUUCAGCAGAGCAAAAGAUCUUUGAUUUAUCUACCAAAUUUAAUUAAUCUGUAAUUUCUUGACAAAAUACAAGAUUUAAAAGGAUUAAAGGCACACCUUCAUAAUUCAAAUAUUUUUUAAGUAUAGUUACGAAUUUGGUACCCAGAAAUCAUUAGAAAUUUUUUUGGUAGUCGGGGGGAUUACCGUGUGCCUUCAAGACCUUUUGCAUUGCUUGUGUUUAAAGUUCUUAAUAGUUUGAAGUGGAAACUACUGUUUGAGCUCUGUCAUACUGAGAAGAGCUGUACGAGAAACGUCUGUGUGAAGAGACCCAGAACUGUAAAAUGUUUUUGGAAAAAUAAAUUUCAUCAAAAUUUU